UUUUUUUGCAGCUGCCAGCACGGUGUGAUUUUAUUAUGCUUGUGCACACUUGCGUGCUGGUGUAUGUUUCUUCACAUGGAAAGUCGAUUGUUGGCUGGAAUGGAGGUUCCCUUGAUUGGUAGCAACGACGUGAAGUGGAUUGAGGUAUCUGUUCCUUCGUCAUAUCUUCCUGCUGCUACUGCUGUUGUUUCCUCUUCGCAACCUUGCGCUCCCCUUACAAAGGAUGCUGCGUCUUGCCAUAUUAUCGGAGAUUCAUCCCAAUAUAUAAUAUGGAGAAUUCAUGAGAAUUUACCCCAUGUAGUUGAAUUGAUUGAAAUCUCUGCAUGCAAAGAAUUCCCCAGGAUUGGACUGCGUCUGAGUUUCCCCCAUGCACUAAGUCCAUUUGCUUUUAUAUGCAAAAAUGAGGCUAAAAGCACGGUUGGGAACUCAUACCUGCUUUAUGCAUUAGAAGUCUCAGGAGUUGCUUACAUUCUUAAACUAAGGAAUAUUUGUACUUAUGUAUCUUGCUCCCUUUUCCCACGGAGUGAGCUUGUAGAAGUCAAUGUUCAAACCGAUCCACAAGUUGGAGCAGUAACUGCCGUAGCAGCUACAGUGGGUUGCCUUGUUCUUGGGAGACAGGAUGGAUCAAUUAGCUGCUUCCGACUUGGUGCAUUCGAUCAAACUCCUCUUGAUCUCAUGCACGAACUGCGAGAUGAUGUUGGGAUUGGUCGAUUCUGGGGACUAAUGGCAAGGGUCAAGAGUACUGGAGCUGUGCUGGAUCUAGUAAUAUCAGAGGUGCAUGGAAGAAAAUUACUUUUUGUGCUUCAUGCUGAUGGGAGCUUACGAGUAUGGGAUCUUUUAAGUCAUGUUAGGCUUCUCAGUCAUACUAUUACCAUUCCGACAAUGACAGGAGUUUCAGCUACAAAGUUACGUGUGGGUGAUGCCGACAAUACCAGCCUAAUUUCUCUUGCAAUCUUAUAUAGUACUAUGGAACUGGAUGCGAAUUUGGUUGCAACUUUAAAUCUUUCUUUUACCCUGGGUGAAAAAAUCAAUUUGUCACUUGAGCCUUCAAUAACAACUAUCCCUUUGGAGGGACGAAUCAUUGACUUUGUUAUUUCAUGCAAAAAGCUUUGGAUUCUUAAAGAUGAUGGACUGAUGUUAUAUAAUAUGUUUUGUACAAGUGAUUCUAAGGUGGAAGCAUUCAGUUAUGGUUUGCAGGAUACCUUUGUUGCUGAUCAGCUAUUCCAAGAUGUUGAACAUUCUGCUGAUGACUUGAUCUGGUUUAGUCAUUCAUUAAUUUCUGCAUUGAAGGACCAAGUUGUGCCGUUUGUAUCAUCUAUUUUCUUACGUAGGCUGCUUUAUCCUGGUGUGCAUCAAAGUGUUGUUCUGCGUGAAACAAUGCAAGAGUAUAACAAGCACUGGACUGAUUCUGAGUUUCAAUCCUUAACUGUUGAUGACUUGAAAAAGGAGAUCCUUUAUCUUAUUGAGAGUGAAGCAGUUGCUGAAUAUCCAAUGUCAGUUAUUUAUUGCUGGAAAAAGCUUUGCACUCGCUACUUCCAUUAUUGGUGUAAAAACAGUAGACCAUAUGGUUUUCUGGUUGAUUCAUCAACAGGAGCAGUUGGUCUAAUAAGGAAAAACUCAAUAUCCAUGUUCCGUUGUUUGGAGGAUAUCGAGCUCUUAAUAAAUGUUUCUGAUGAACACAGUGAUUUUGUAACCUCUGGCUUGGAUUUGCCAGAUGAUGAUCUUGAUCGUGAAGUUCUUUUUGAAGUGCUAAGAUUAGCUAGUAGUAUCAGGCAGCAACUAGGGAAAGCUGCUGUUGCUAUAUUCUAUGAAUCACUUGUCAGUACAUCUACUAUCUCGUCCGAAGAAAUUGUUGCUUUCUUACUGAAGGUUCUGGAAACUGGAUACAGUGCAUCAAUGAAAGCUGCCCAUAGAUCACAACUUGGAAUCAAUAGAUCUUGGGGAAAGAAACUAUCAGAUCACAAAAAUCAGAGGCAAUUCUCCAUUGACAUGUUAUUGUCACUUCAUGCUUUGUGCAAUAAGGCUACCUCUGGGGGCAAAGUAUUGGAUGUGAUAGAGAACUACCUUAAGUUUCUUGUCCCUCGUAAAACCAUGGAUAGAUUGGAUUCAAAGGCAGCCUUCAGUGUCAACACAUCAAUGUUGGUUCAGGCUACUUCGCAAGUUGCAAAUGUGAUGUUUGAAUCUGCUUUUGACAUACUUCUAUUGCUGGGCUAUCUGGUGAACACCAACGGGCAGGUCCUCAUGUCAAACAGUGAUAUCUCCAGAAUUCAACUUGAACUGAUUCCAAUGAUAAAUGAAACUCUUGCUGAGUGGCUUAUCCUUUAUUUCUUGGGAACUACUCCUUCAGAAUCACCAGCCUUGGAAGAUUUCAGUUCUCGACUUUCAUCACUGCACAUUGGUAGCCACAAUGAUACAAAUUCAUGGAACGAAAUGCUUGGUACCUGCGACUUUACACUAGCUUGUAUUCUCAUACCUAAUUUCAGUAGUUCCUUUGAGGAGCAUGGCUAUAUUUCUUCAAGAUAUUUUACUAGCCCCGAAAAAAUCAUCAGUUCAAUGCGGAACUUCUGCAGCUGGAUUAUAUGGGGCAGGACUGGAGAACAAAAAACUUCCAUGUUCAGCCGUAUUUCUGAACUCGCGGUUGUACUCCUUAGGCAUGGCCAAUGUGAAGCUGUCGAGAACCUGCUUGCAAUUAUCGAGGCACAUUCACGAAAAGAGACGAUAUCCCAGAGUGUUCAGACUGCCGAUGGUGAAUGGUGUAUGCAUCUUCAUCUCCUUGGAUGUUGUCUUCUUGCAAGGGCACAAUUUGGAUUACAAGAAAGUUCAAAACAAAGGAAAAUUCAUGAAGCUGUUCGCUGUUUCUUUAGAGCUUCGUGUGGACAAGGGGCUUACCGGGCCUUGCGUAGUCUGUCCUUGCAAACAGGCUUUCAUCCUGGUUUCAGUUGUGACUCUGCUGCAGCAUGGAAGCUUCAUUAUUAUCAAUGGGCGAUGCAGACUUUUGAGCACUAUAAUCUUAGUGAGGGUGCUUGCCAGUUUGCUUUUGCUGCCCUGGAGCAAGUUGAUGAAGCACUUAGAUUGGGUAAUGAUACUUCUGAAGACAAUCUUUCUGAGCCUGCAACUGCUAUUAGAGGGAGGCUCUGGGCAAAUAUCUUCAAAUUUACAUUAGAUCUGAACAACUAUCAUGAUGCAUAUUGUGCGAUUAUUUCCAACCCAGAUGAAGAUAGCAAAUACGUCUGUCUGAGGCGUUUAAUAAUUGUUCUUUGUGAGCGUUUUGCCUGUAAGACUCUUUGUGAUGGUCAACUACCAUUUAUUGGGUUAGCAGAAAAGGUGAGACAAGAGCUUGUGUGGAAGGCGGAGCGCUCGGAUUCUGCUGCAAACCCAAACCCAUACAAAUUGCUUUAUGCUUUUGAAAUGCAUCGAAACAACUUUCGGAGGGCAGCUAGUUACAUACACCGAUAUUCAGACCGUGUGAGAAGUGAAGCAACCUUAAAAGCGCACCAGCAGAUUCCCAUGGCUCUGCAGGAGAGGCUUAAUGGACUCUCUGCAGCUAUCAAUGCUCUGCAUCUUGUUCAUAUUGCAUAUUCUUGGAUUGACCCUCAGAUUGAAGAUUACUCUUGCCUGGAUGAGCACCAUCCAAGUAAAAGACCUAGAAAAUUUGUGGACGAGAGCUCGAUGGACAGCAAUGGUUUUCAAGCUCAGGGCCUGCAAUAUUAUAUCGAUAUUGAGAAGAUGGAAAAGGAGUUUUUGUUGACAUCAGCCCAAUAUUUACUUUGUCAUGCAAAUAUGAAAUCAACAUUUACAGGAAAUCAAGUACUUCCAUCAGAUGUAGUGGAUAUGCUAGUCCAGACAGACUUAUAUGAUAUGGCAUUUACAGUUCUUCUGAAGUUUCGAAAGGGUUCAGGAUUGAAAAGGGAGCUUGAACGAGUCUUCGUUGCUAUAUCAAAAAAAUGUUGCCCAAAUGGAGUAGGUUCCCCAUAUAAAGGGAAUGAUAUCAGAACACAUGGUCUUUUGUUGGCAUCAUCAGAAGAUGAAACGUUUACUCACAGUCCUUUUGUAUCAAGCCAUUCUACUCAUCAGUUGAGUGUGAACUGUCAGUGGGAAGCACUUGAAGUUUAUCUGGAAAAAUAUAAGAAGUUGCACCCACGAUUACCUGUCAUUGUUGCUGAAACCCUUCUACAAACGGACCCUCAGAUUGAAUUGCCUCUUUGGCUAGUACAUAUGUUCAAGGGUGGAAGAAAGGCAACUUGUUGGGGGAUGACUGGACAGGAAGCAGACCCUGCAUCUUUAUUUCGACUAUAUGUUGAUUAUGCCCGAUAUGCAGAAGCUACAAAUCUGGUCCUUGAGUUCAUAGAGUCCCUUGCAUUUCUUAGACCAGCAGAUAUAAUUAAACGGAAAAAGAUAUCUGCUGUUUGGUUCCCAUACACAGCGGUUGAGCGCCUGUGGUGCCACCUGGAAGAGUUGAGCAAUGCAGGCCAAAUGAUGAAUGAUCAAUGUGACACACUCAAGAAGCUGCUACAUGGAGCUCUAUUGAACCAUCUCACACUAAUGAAGGUGGACUCACAUGAUGCCCUGUCUUCAGCAGCUUCAGGAAGUUUCUGCUUUGCUGGAUCAAGAUCCAGAGCUAACACUUGAUAGAAAUUAGAGCAAAUAUAGAUUCACUUAAAGGUUGAACCAUUUUGACCUUUGUUUUUUCCACUGUAUUGGAAAUAGCUCAUGGAACUCUAGUAGAAAUCUGGUGAAAUGGUCAUGUUUAAGAU
Telopea speciosissima is the source of this 4754-nucleotide messenger RNA. RefSeq names its product nuclear pore complex protein NUP160. The transcript has 27 exons. Gene Ontology annotation, molecular function: structural constituent of nuclear pore. The record is from RefSeq and is a predicted model, not a curated record. The coding region runs from base 64 to 4629 and encodes 1521 amino acids. NCBI's taxonomy places the organism in Eukaryota, Viridiplantae, Streptophyta, Magnoliopsida, Proteales, Proteaceae. Gene Ontology annotation, cellular component: nuclear pore.